GGGGGAGGAACGAACCAGUCUAUAUAAAGCCCUGCUCGGUGAAGCAACGGCAGCGAUUGGUGGCUCCCGGUACGUGCACUUUGUAUAUAUACAAUAUCCGCAAACCCGCCCGACCGGAUCCUUUCUGUAGCUGUUUCUGUCGUAAUGAUGAUAAUGAGAAGAGGAGUUUGACGGUACUAUUCCCAGUGAUGACGCACGAGUGUGUCCGGCGGUGCGAGGGACGCCAUAGCUCGCCCAGCCACAAGCCAAGUCGCCCUCUCGCUCCUGCCAGGGGCGCCAUGAUCGUGUGGCUGCUGCUGGCAGUGACGGGCGUCACGGGCGAGCCGCCGCAAAGGAGGUUCCUGCCCCAGGAGACACGCCUACAGUAUGCCCGCACUAUCGCCACCUCUAUCCUGAGCCGCACACCCCCCGGAGCUCAGCUGAUUGGCGCCCGGGGAGAUCUACCACCAUUGAUAGAUCGUCUGGUAUACAACGCUUCCUCUAUACGCCGUAACAUCGUCGACACUUUUGACUGCAAUGGUCGGGUGUAUGGCUACUACGCUGACCAGGACAAUGACUGUCAGAUAUUUCACAUCUGCGUCCCGAUGCAACAGCUGUUCCCAGAUCUGUACGACUUUGAGGAUAUCUUCCAUUUCUCGUUCAUCUGUCCUGGAUACACCAUCUUCUCUCAGGACUCGAUGACAUGUGACUGGGAGGACUGGGCCUUCCCCUGCCCUCAGGCGUCGGAACUUUACCACCGCAAUAAUCACUUCUUCGUUGUUCCUGCCGAGGACGUGCAACGGACAAGUACCACUCCUAGCUCCACUUCCACCACGCAAACCCCACGUUCCACUCCCAGCCCCAGCCCCAGCAGCACUCCAUCACGCCGUCCUCCAUCUUUCCUGCUUCGUGCCUCCACCCUCUCUCCUCCCAAAACAAGCCCCAGCCCCAGCUCCACCCCCAGUCCCAACCUCAGCCCCAGCUCCAGCUCCAGCCCUAGUCCUAGCCCCAGCCCCAGCCCCACUCCCAUCCCUAUAAGACGUUCCUCAACUCGGCGUCGUGGCUUCCCUCUUCCUCUCACCCACAGUUCAAAUUUAAGAGCUGCCUUCCGUCGCAACCGCGCUAUGCUCUUAUUUUCUCCCUCGAGACGCUGACCCUCUGCAAGGUGGCGCAGUGACUCACCCCACAUCACUUUCUUAGAAUCCUUUUCCUUUGUUUUCUCCUUCAUUUUUCUUUCCUCCCUUUCCACCUCCCAUAUAUUCCUUGAUCAUUAAUAUGGCCGGCUGAAGACAAUCGGUCGCAACUUGUGUGAUUUAUGGGCAUUAUUAUUUGUAAGGCAAUUUUCCACAACCCCGAAUUGCUCUAGCUGUGUGUGCAGCGUGGCAUCAUAAUAGGCUACAUUCAGUCAUUCACAUUUUGUGUAAUAAAACAAGACCGAUCCAGUGGUCUUGUUCAAUGUAGUGACUUUUUUCCUGUAUCACGUAUACGAGACACAGCGGCAAGGAGGAAUCCUUGUAAAAAUACAAUCAGGUUUUAUUUAUUUAUGAUCAUUAUCAUAUCUAUUAUAAUUAUUAUUAUCAUUAUUAUUUUUAUUAUUACUACUAUUAUUGGAGGAGGAGGUGAAGAGAAACACAGGUGUAGGGAGGUUCCCUUGAAAAAGUACCAACGAAACUAUUUUUUUAUAGUCGGGAAUAAACUCACCUCCCUACACCUGUGUUUCCCUUCACCUCCUCCUCCAACUUGUCUGAAUGUCUGAACUAUUACUA
Messenger RNA from Portunus trituberculatus (swimming crab), 1745 nucleotides. RefSeq names its product formin-like protein 18. Bases 189 to 1133 code for a protein of 314 amino acids. Gene Ontology annotation, molecular function: chitin binding. Gene Ontology annotation, cellular component: extracellular region. The transcript is spliced from 5 exons. The record is from RefSeq and is a predicted model, not a curated record. Lineage: Eukaryota; Metazoa; Arthropoda; Malacostraca; Decapoda; Portunidae.